Molecule: messenger RNA, 2610 nt
Organism: Danio rerio (zebrafish)
Lineage: Eukaryota; Metazoa; Chordata; Actinopteri; Cypriniformes; Danionidae
Source: RefSeq, a predicted model, not a curated record
UUUUUACUAAUAAAAGGAAUCAUUUUGUGCUAUGAAAAUGUUUAAUGUAUGUUAUAAAUUAUAGACAUCUAUGUCAAUAACUAUAUUUCAAUUAAUAUAGGUAACAACCCACAUAUAAACAUUUAGAAAGAAAGGCAGACGUUGGUAGCGCGCGACAGAAUGUGACGUCAGCAGUGGGGCUUCUUUCCUUCUAUUUGGGAAAAGCGCGAGCUGGGUUGCCUGAUGCAGAGAGAGAAAGCGCAGCGCGCGCAUGGAGAAAGAGAAUCCUACACGAGUGUAAAUGUUUCGUAUCACUCUCAGAUCUCGUGAUGUGCAAAGAGACAGAUGAAAGACAUCGACCACCUUAGACUCGUGGAGAGAUCUGCGAAAGCACAAGAGCAGCUUUAUAAAGUAAAGCACUUUUCCCCGGAGGCUCAGCUGUCACAGUAUGGAGAACAUCACGAGCCCCUUUAUCCCAAACCCGACAUGCAACUUCAGCAUGGACUUAUACUAUCACAACUCUUUCAACCGGAGCGAUCUGAACUGCACACCGCCGGCUGACUACUUCUUUUACGCAGAUCUGUACGUGGUUCUCCCGGUCAUUUACUCCGUGAUAUGCGCCGUAGGUUUGACAGGGAACACGGCGGUCAUAUAUGUGAUCCUCAAAGCACCCAAAAUGAAAACGGUGACCAAUAUGUUCAUUCUAAACUUGGCGAUUGCCGACGACCUCUUCACUUUAGUGCUGCCCAUCAACAUAGCGGAGCAUCUGUUACACUACUGGCCGUUCGGUGAGGUGCUCUGCAAGAUCAUCUUAAGCAUCGACCACUAUAACAUCUUUUCGAGCAUCUACUUCCUGACGGUAAUGAGUGUGGACCGGUACCUGGUGGUCCUCUCUACUGUGCGCUCCAAGCGCAUGCCGUACCGCACAUACCGGGCAGCCAAGAUAGUGAGUCUGUGCGUUUGGCUGCUGGUGAUCCUCAUCGUCAUGCCGUUCUCCGUGUUUGCGGGAGUUUACAUCAGUCCCGACGACACCGAGAGGAAAAGCUGCGUGCUCAGUUUCCCCAGUCCUGAAAGUUUAUGGUUCAAAGCGAGCCGGAUUUACACUCUCAUACUAGGCUUUGCCAUCCCUGUGUCCACAAUAUGCAUCCUUUACACCAUGAUGUUGUACAAACUAAGAAACAUGCGCCUGAACACCAACGCCAAAGCGCUGGAUAAAGCCAAGAAGAAAGUGACUAUCAUGGUGUUUAUCGUACUGGCCGUAUGUCUGUUCUGCUGGACGCCCUUUCACCUCAGCACCAUCGUAGCGCUGACCACUGACCUGCGGACCACACCGCUUCUCAUCGGCAUCUCGUACUUCAUCACCAGCCUGAGCUACGCCAACUCGUGUCUGAACCCGUUCCUCUACGCCUUCCUGGACGACAGCUUCAGAAAAGCCUUCAAGAAGAUGCUAGAAUGUAGACCGGCUUGAAUGUAACGCAUUUCAAAGGGACGAAAUAUCCGGGGUUAUACAGGAUCUUCGCUCCAAAUGUCUGGAUUUUAAUUUGGUUGCAAACAGAAUGCAGUGUAUGCCUUUACAACUGAAAUUCAAGGGAAUUAGUAUUAAAUAGCCUAAUACUAAUGUGUUUUAACUUAAAAUCUGGAAAAUGCCUGUCAAAACUGACAGUAUGGAAAGCUGAUCAUAAUAUUUGGCAAUUUCACAACUUAUUUUUUUAUAUUAUUUUAUUUUUAAAUAUUGUCAAUACAAUUUAGUUUAAUGUAGUACAUGCCACAUAUUUUACAAAAACAGUGCUGACUAAAUGUAGCAAAUAUGUAUUCAAAACAUUAGCCAGCCCUGAUUAAAGUACAAUUAUGUUCAUAACUGAAUACUGGUAUAAUCUCAACAUGAUUUUUAUUUAUUUAUUUAUUUUUAUUUUUUUGCUGUUAUUAUAAAAUCAGUGUAAAUCCAGUUCAACAACCUGUAGUUUGAGGCCAAUUAAAUUCAAAUUCAAGUAUUUUUUCAAGGUUAUUCAUUUUUUAUGCUAAAUUUGGCUCUGCCAUGAUCAAAAUACAUUUAUGAUCAAUCCUGACAGAAUAUUAUUAAAAUCACUGUCAUAUUAAAUUCAGUAUCAGAUGAUUUGUGUUUAUAUGAACACUUCUAAACUUUGCACAAUCCUGAUUUUAAUAAAUCAGUACAACUACAGAUUCCCUGUGUUUCCCCAGAACUAAAAUAAUUUUCCUGACAUUAAAUUCUAUGUGAGAGUUUGUCUCCCUCAUGUGUUUCUGGAGCGCAUGUCUGUGAUGAAAUGAAGCUGAAAUGUUUGUCUGACAGCAGUGCCCUGGAAGCUUGGAUUAGGAAUGACAAAAGUGUGAUAUCAUGGCUGACGUAGCUUGAUAUCAAGUGUUUCUCAAACAGCAGGGGCUCCUGUGUAUAUAUUUGUAUAGACCUGCUUUUGUCUCAUGAAAAUGUCAUCACCCCAGCAUCAUUUUAGCAGGUUUGAGAGAGUCGAUUAAAAAUGCAUUGCCUUUCCUUUAAACAAAUGAAUAUACUGUAAAUGUGAAACAUUUUUGUUUGUGUAUAUCAAGAGGCUUUGGUGAAGCAUACUAUGUUACAUGGCUUUUUAAAUACAUGUAAAUAAAAUGGAAUAAACCAUU